GUUUGUGAUGUUGACAUGGAAGCUCAGCAGAAUUAUGACUGCUGGGCUUUAGCUGCUUCUCCUCACCAUGUGGUGUUUCUUGUCGUUCAGGUGACCCUCAGUAAGUUCUUUAACCCGUGCUACACUACAGCCCAGCUGAAACCCACCCUCUUCAGCAAGGUCAACACAGCCAUCCAGCUGUGCCUGGUGGCCGCCUCUCUGGCUGCUCCGGUCUUCCAGUUUGCCGACAGCGUCCUGCUGCAGUGUUUAUGGUAUGUAACAGCUGUGACCACAGCAGCAUCCGGAUACAGCUACUGGCAUUACGGCCGCAAGACUGUUCAGGUGCUGAACACCAGGUCUCCAUGACACCCCCCGCCAACGCCCCCUCCCCCCGCUGGACGCCCGUAGGAUCCCAGAGAGAAAUAGAAGCAGCUCCUGCAGGGACACCGGCCAAAGCAAAUGUAGAACGGACAGACAGACAGAUGGAGCGUCACCAGGAGCUCUGGAGACGCUUAGAUGUGACGAGGCUUCACGGGUCACCAUGGCGAUGACGCACGGAAAGCGAGCGAAGCCGCAGAUGGUUUAUCGCAGAGACACUGAAGCGGCGGCGGUGCCAGCGGGCGCGUCCAGAGCCACGUGCACAGAUGGAAGCUGCAAACAUACAUAAAAAUAGAGGCUCCGCCCACACCCUGACACACGCACGUCCGCCCAUCUGGCCGCACACUCCUGUCCUUCCUGGUGCGGGUCCUCCAAUCAGCAGCCUGCGCCGGCACCCAAACCGUUGUCCCGUCAACGUCAUUUUUGUAAGCCAAUGAUCUGAGAUUUAAAGAAAUAGAAAAGCCGCUCCGCUGUGUGUUGUCGCUUUACUGGACGUACGAGCCGUCUUCGUUGUGACGAGCCAGAACUCUGACAGCUGACCCAUUUACCGCCAGCAGGCAGGUUUAAAUAAAGUCCAUGAAAGGCAAAGACC
This is a messenger RNA of Fundulus heteroclitus (mummichog), 949 nucleotides long. RefSeq names its product cardiolipin synthase 1. The coding region runs from base 16 to 345 and encodes 109 amino acids. The transcript has 3 exons. NCBI's taxonomy places the organism in Eukaryota, Metazoa, Chordata, Actinopteri, Cyprinodontiformes, Fundulidae. The record is from RefSeq and is a predicted model, not a curated record.